AUGGUCGGCCACACACUGACGGUGCUGUUCGCCGAAGAGAACUCUGCGGUUAAUUCGUCCACCAGUAAAAUCAGCCAGCCCGAGCUAGCAGCCCGUCGGCAACACCCGAACAGCAUCACAGACGCACAAAAGUGGGAUCUGCUGGUGCAGUUUGUGCAGAACGCGUCCAUCCCGUUGGUGCAGGGUCUGGAGGACUCGGAGUCUAAACACUCCUCCUGCCUGCCUCUGCUGGCUCCAGCUGAGAGCUCGCUGUGCAGCCCGCUGGAGCUAACAGACGGAGGCCUGAGCCAUGAGCCGGAGACGUCUCCCUCGCUGUCAGAGUUUGGAGGUGUGUCAGAGCGAAGCCCGUUGGUGGUCCAGACUCACUCUCAUCCACGGGCCUCACCAAGCCCCCCACCCAUCCUCCAUGACCUCCAACAGUCAGACAGCACUUCCUACGUCCUGCUGAACCUCGCAAAAGGCAUCACAGCCUCCUCGGAGUCCCUGAUCUUCGCCGCAGAUGGCGCCGGGGAGGACGACGAUGAGGGGGUCUCAUCAGGCGACUACGGCAUAGAUGGCAGUGCUCCCUGGUAUCUGCGGGUUCAGGAGCUGGCACACGACAGCCUGAUUGCCGCCACGCGGGCACAGCUUGCGAGAGAUGCCAAAGCCAGCCAGGACGCCAGAGCUGCAAGCGUCAGCAACGGUAAAGUCACAUCUUCUUAUCAACACUGGUGGAAGCGAGUUUAG
Messenger RNA from Plectropomus leopardus (leopard coralgrouper), 726 nucleotides. The record is from RefSeq and is a predicted model, not a curated record. NCBI's taxonomy places the organism in Eukaryota, Metazoa, Chordata, Actinopteri, Perciformes, Serranidae.